This is a messenger RNA of Anneissia japonica, 8368 nucleotides long. RefSeq names its product leucine-rich repeat serine/threonine-protein kinase 1-like. Bases 302 to 6550 code for a protein of 2082 amino acids. NCBI's taxonomy places the organism in Eukaryota, Metazoa, Echinodermata, Crinoidea, Comatulida, Comatulidae. The record is from RefSeq and is a predicted model, not a curated record. The transcript has 23 exons. Gene Ontology annotation, molecular function: protein binding; protein kinase activity; ATP binding. Gene Ontology annotation, biological process: protein phosphorylation.
UGAUGGUUGGAGCGGUAUCUUCCGUGCAGGAGCUGAUAUAACCAAUAUCGGGGAGUUAUUAUUACUUACUUCACUUCCCUACUGAUGACAACGGCUGUUCGGUGAAUUCUUCCUGUUGGCAACCAUUACUAAGGCACUCUAGUUGAUUUUACAGGGAAACAAUGCAAUGUUUUAGUGUGUUUGGGAUAUGAACCGAGGUGGGAAAACACACUAAGCCCUCGCUCUCUCUCUCUGAGUCAUGGGUUGUGGACGUCUAAGUUGUCUAAGGAGAGUAAUAUAUCAAGCUUAGCAAACGUUCAGAAUGUCGUUUGAAGAAAGUCACAUUGUAGCUCAAAUCGAAGAGGUGGUGGAAAAGUUAGAGAAAUUUAUUGAGGAGGGUGACAAUCGUUCUGCUCACCAUCUACUCAAAGAUUUGGAAAGCGAAAGAAAAUUUUGUGUCCUCCGGAGUACUUUUCCAGAUUAUGAGCGGAUUAAGGAUGAGACUGUGCUAGAUUCUCCAGUAGUGCCAACACCAGCAUCUGCUUUAGAACUGCUUCAUAAAGCAUGUGCGAAAGGGAAUCAGGAAUUUGUUCUGUUGCUUUAUGAAUAUGGCGCACGCUUGCAACAUGAAGGCAAAAUGGGAACGCCACUUGAAAUUGCCUCAUAUUACGGGCACCAGCAAGUUGUAAAUAACCUCUUGAAGUUGGCGUCACUUCAGGAUUAUGUUGAUGUGGAGUCUGAAUCUGAUGUUUACCACUACAUGUUUGUGUCAGCUCUUGGAAGUCAACGUGACAUGGUGAAAUUUUGGACAGAAUAUGCGAAGGAAUCACUUGGAGUUACUGUUAAUCUUCCAGAUAUUGAACAAAAUGAUAAUGAAGUAAUUUUACAUCAUCUUUUUGAAAGUGUUAAAAUCACUGAAAAGGAUGUGGAACGUUAUGCAGAUUGCAUAGCAGCCAUUCUAGCAAGCUCAGUGGAAAAAGAUGAAAACACAGAUAAACUUACAGCACAUUGGAGUAGUAAAAGGUUACCAGUGGUCAGUCUGAAGUUUUUAAAUCAGCCACAAUACAAUGAUCAGCUUGGAAAUGUUGACCUGUCUAAGAAUAACCUGCAGAGCAUUCCAUCGGAGUUGCUAUGGUGCUCCCCAAGUAUACAACAUUUGAAUUUGUCAAACAAUUUGAUUAAACAGUUGCCAGAACCUAGUCAGAACAUGGAAGUUUGUAAAAUUGGGUUACAAACUCUUAAUCUGUCCAGAAAUAAAUUAAGUUGUGUUCCUGUUGAAAUUUUCUGUCUUUCACAACUGGAAAAACUGGAGCUGUCUAAAAACAACAUGAAGUUUUUAUUGAAGAAGUUCUCCAGUCAAGCUAACAGUGAUGCUAAGCACAUAACUUGGAAAUGCUCAAAGCUUCAGAGUUUGAACCUAUCCCAUAAUUCUCUGUCAUCAAAUCCUCGUGGGAUAUGCGGAGCUACGUCACUUGAAGUGUUAGAUGUUUCACACAACAACUUAAAAUCAUUACCUCGGCCAUGGAACUGCCCAUUGAGAACUUUGUCUGCAGAGUCAAAUAAUAUAAUGGAAGAACAGCGUAAUAUGCAUGAUUACUGGGAAGGAACACUCGCAGAACUCGACUGCAGCAACAAUACUCUUAAAGAGGUACCUGCAACGGUUACAAAGCUUGUUUCACUCAAGGUAUUGAAGCUUGCUUCAAAUUUCAUAAGAGAACUGCCAGAUCCUCAAGAGUGGACAAUAUUUGGACUUCAGGAACUGGACUUGUCAUACAACCCAUUGAUCCAUCAAGAAGAUGACCCUGAUUUGUUGCUACCACUUCCUAGGUCACCAAGGUCAAGAUCGCCAAUGUCAAGGUCGCCGGUGUCAAAGUCACCCGUGAUUAAUCCAUCUUGUCCACCAUCACAGUUCUACCUUGACUUGAGGACUACUAAAACAAAGUUAGAGUUUCCCGCCAAGUUCUUCCGGUCGCUUCAGUAUCUCCGCUUGGCUGCCUGCCAGAUCAACUACCUUCCCAUGAGUAUUUGCAAAAUGGAGAACCUUUGGGAGCUUGACCUUCAUGGUUGUAAUGGACUGACAAGGCUACCAGACAAGUUAGGGGAGCUCAAGAAUCUUACACGCUUAAAUUUGAACGGAGCUCCCAUUACCCAACCGCAAGGUAUCCAGGCAAUUAUCUCAAACCCUAAUGGCUUGUAUACCAGGAAUCUGUUGAAGUUCCUAACAAAUCGUCAUCGGAUGUCUGUUGAAUUUAACACAAUGAAAAUGAUGGUCAUUGGACCAAAGUAUGCAGGGAAGACGACUCUCAUAUCAUCAUUGACCAACCUGAAAUGGCAAGAGGAUUUUGAGGCUGGAGUUGUCAUAAAUGAGUGUGUCUGGGACAUUAGUGAGAGGGAAUGCCUGGGAUACGCUCUCAUUAAUAAGUUGCAGUGUUCACAGGCAUCAGAUAUAUCCUUCAAUAUCUUUGAUCUGAAAUGCUCUCCUGAGCUGUCACUGGUCCACCAAAGCCUUAUGACUAGUAAUACACUGUUCCUUGUUGUGUGGGAUGUAAGAGACGAUGAGGAUGGAGUUGAAAACCUGGGACCUUGGCUUCAAAACAUUCAGGCUAGGUCUGUGAACAAUUUGGUUGUAAUUGUUGGUACCCAUAUGGACAAGUUAUCAUCAAGUGGAGAAAACUGGAAUGAGACAUACACAAGAUUACACUCACUCAUCAAAGAGCGGUACUUUUACAGCACUGGAUAUCCAAAGAACAUCAUCUUCAGAUGUGUCAAUGCCAGUAGUCCACAGGGAAGUGGAGUCAAAGAACUGAAGAAGACGGUUUACGAUAUUGCCUGUGAAUUUAAGCUUCCUAAGGGACAAGGGCCUGUUAUUGGUAGACUAGUUCCCCGAAGCUACAUCUCACUGCGAAAAAUCAUUCAAGAAGAGGCUUCUAUGCUGACAAAAUCACACCGUCCUCCUUAUUUGACCGAGGCCAGCUUGACAGAUAUGGUUCAAAUACAUCGCCUUGAUCUGGAAACGGAUGAAGAGCUUAGAAAAGCUGUGCAGUUUCUUUGUGACACUGGAACAGUUCUCCAUUACCAUGACAACUUGAAUAGCAUGGAUACAGUGUAUUUUCUUAGUCCAGCCUGGUUGUGCAAAAUGCUGAGUAUCGUGCUUAAAAUUCCAAGUGACAUGUUUCAAAAUGGAAAAGUUAAAAUUGAAGUGGUGAAAGAGAAGUAUCACAAUUCUGAAGAAAAUGAUGACUGGUUCGAACAGUACUUACACUUGUUGGCUAAAUUUGAAAUAGCCAUCAAAAUAGACGAGAGAAGACUUCUAGUUCCAUGCAAGUUGCCAAAACAGGAACCAGGACAUAAAUCAGACCAUGAGUUUACAACUGCGAUCGGUAUUAAGGAGAUCAAACGAGUGUAUAAGAUGGCGUACAUUCCCGUAGGAUUCUGGAACCGACUGCUGUCAAAGCUCAUUAUAAGUCUACAGGGUGACCGUGGGAUGAUGAGCACAAGGAAACAUCGUGCCAGAUUUGGGUUGACAAGGAGAAAUCGUAAAAGAAAUCCAGAGAUUGGUGGAAAAACCAGACAAGAACUGUAUUGGCAAGAAGGCCUUGUAGUAUUCGAAACGAGCGGCCACUUCUUUGUUAAGUCAGCAACUGUGAAUGGAACGCCUGCUGUUUUAAUCGGCGUUACUCGACAAGACUCCAAUUUCUCAGCUAUUGGGUUUAUUGUUGAUCAUAUCGACAACCUUAUUCAUGAUGUCUUUCCAGGUCUUACAGAUAUUAAUGAAAAGAAUGGAGAAAAAAUUAUGGAAAUCCUGAUACCAUGUCCAGUGUGUGACAAUGGUCGGAGGGGAUCCCUAUACACACCAAGUGAUCUUAACCAUCAAAAGUUCUUCACCUUCGAAGAUUGUGUUUUUUCUGCAACUAUGGUCAAAGAAGCACAUUGCAAGAAGCAUAAUGGACCCAUCUCAUUGCAAAUGAUCAUUCCUGAUAUCUACAUGCUUGACCUGAAGGUCCCUUCUCUGGACGAAGAAGGAUUUGAAAUUGAUAAAGAAGAUCGACUUGGAAGAGGAGGGUAUGGAUCAGUAUUCAAAUGUGUUCACAACGAUCGUAACCUUGCAGUCAAGCAGUUCUUAAAUGUUGAAAGAUUCCUUACUUUGCAAGGCAUGUCAGAGUAUGUGAUCACACCGUGCUGUAACACUGGUGUCCACAGUCGAACUUCCUCUUGCACCUCCUCAUGCAGCUCUGCCAGUCUAACACCUUCAACCGGAUCCUCAAUUCAAGAUACUGACAGAAUAAUGGCUUUAAAAACUGAAGUUGUUGCCAAGUUUUCAAAUCUUCGCAGUGAAGUGGCUACAAUGACUCGUUUAAAGCAUCCUUGCAUUAUCCAGUUAGUUGGUGUUUCUAUAAAAGGUGUUUGCUUUGCAAUGGAAUGUGCACCACUUGGAGAUCUGAAGUCUUUGCUGGAAAGGGAACUUGAAAAUACAAAGCAAACAGUCAGAUUUGGGUCUCGUUUAAGAGGGUGCAUUUUGAACCCUACCAUCACUUUCAAGAUUGCACAUCAGAUCAUGGCAGCCAUGGACUACAUGCAUGGGAAGAGUGUUAUCCAUUGUGACCUGAAAACUGACAAUGUUUUGGUCUGGUCACUGAAUCCCCAGGACCCGAUUAACAUCAAGAUUGCUGAUUAUGGAAUCUCCAAAAUUAGCUUUUUACACCAAGCUGAAGGUGAGGCUGGAAAUCCCGCAUUUUCAGCCCCAGAAAUUUCCCUGGGUGCCUAUGAUAAACAGAUUGAUAUAUUUUCGUAUGGAAUGCUUCUCUACAACUUGAUGUCAGGCCGCUGGCCAUUGGUUGAACUGAAGUCAUCUCUUGAUGUGCGAAAUAAGAUAAAGCAAGGAGAGCGGCCAAAGUUCACAUUCAUAGAGUUCACACAAGAACCUUCUUUUCCGUUUAUGGAAGACCUUAUGAAGUCAUGCUGGCAUGGUAAACCAACUGAUCGACCAAAUUCGGGGCAAAUCUCUGAAAAAAUGAAGGAUCCUAGCUUUCUAUGUUUGGAGAACAUUUAUCGUGUUGAGAACAAUGACGAUGUUAUUGAUUGUGCUUAUUCAUCUAAGGACCAUACACUUCUCUGGAUUUGGACAUCAAAUGGAAAUGACCAGAACCGUUUUUGUCGGAUUGUUGACAUGGAAACACUGAAGAUAUCAGCAAUUCCAUGUUCUGGGCCAAAGGUCAACUGUAUGUUGGAAGGAUAUGGUGGCAUUUGGCUAGGCACCAAUGAAUUUCUCCAGUUUUAUUCUACUCAAGAUGAUGGGGCAAUUGUAGGUCCACCACAUAAUUUUAAGAUGGAUUCUCCUGUAUGCUGUCUGUUAAACCUUAAAGUUGGAAGUACUGGGGAAGAAACAUUGUAUACAUUUGCUGGUCGUGAAAAUGGAAGUCUGGUUAUUAUUAAUCGUUGUUUAGACUUAAAUCAAGAUGGUACAGGCAAAUUGGAUAUAAAGGAUAUAAAGACAUUAUUUAUUGUCGGUCGUUUAGGAACUGUGUAUAGAAACAGCCCUUGCAGGGCUAUGGUAUUCACUAAUCACAAUGAUGAACUUUGGGUUGGCUGUGGAAAUGUCAUUAGAAUCGUGAAUGUUAAAAACAUGUCACUGACCAAAGACUUUAUAACUGUGUUCCCAAAGUCUUCCACACACAUAAGAAGUCUAGAUCAUUCAAAUGGUCAAGUCUGGUGCACCGAUGGCUCCUCGAGUAUAUUGCAAUUUGAUGUUGUUUCAAGAUAUUAUGUUGAUACAUUUAAGUGCCAAGAGAAGACUACUCAGUCAUUACUAAGCACCCUCCCCCCAGAAGAUCAGGUUGGCACCAACAGAUCCCGGUUUAAUCAUCCUAGGUUGGUCUUGCAAAGAAGCAACAGUGACCGGGAAUCACGUUUGUGUUCCAUUUUCGAGGACAAUGACAAAAUAUACUUCAAUUGGGAACAUUUUGAAGACUCUAGUACCUCUAGGAGGAAUCAGAAUAGGAAUUGCUCAUCUCUUCCAGUAUCCCAUAAUGGUUUUCAAAGGCUUGUACGUGAAAGAAGCAGGACAGUUGAGCCCCAGGAAUGUCUUAGCAAGACAAAAAUAAUUUCUGUCCAUGCUGUAGAAGAUACACUAUGGGUUUGCACAAGAGCUGGUGAGAUAAUGGUCAUUAAUGUUGUAGAAAAUAGGUAUGGCAGAAGAAGCAGUGAACUCAUAGCAUGCAUGUCGUUAGAGAAAUCUAGGUAUAUUGCAAGAGGUUAUCCAGAGAGCUUGGUUCCAGUUGGUUGUGAUAAAAUGGUGUCCUUAGAAAAACUCAAAGGAAAUUCUGUGGAAGGAACAAAUAUAUAUCGUCUGCUUGUCUGGAAGAGAUGGAGUGGAAAAGACUUCACACAAUUUGAUGAGUUUCAGUCAAACGUUCGCAAGGCAGGGCGUAUUAAACAAAGCAAAUCCUUUAAAGUACAAGAUGAAAUCAAAGAUACGGAAGAGAGUCAUUACGGCAGUACAGAUUAUAGUCAAGAUAAUUCAAAUAUUACUGUGGAAAGUAUGAAAACAUCAGAUUCUGAUGAAGCAUCUUGAUUGGUCAAAAUAUAUACCACAUGAAAAAGUAAUGUUUUCAAGAUUACAUCAACAAUGUCAAAGCUGUAAAUUAUAUUAAAAUUAAGUACUAUUAUAAAUUAUCUGUAAAAUAAAAUUUUCUGAAAGAAAAAGAAAAAAAUGGUAUUCAUACAUUAAAUUUAUUAUUGUUAAAAGAUGUAUUCUGGAAUAAUCUCUAUAAAAUGUAUGACUAAUUUAUAUUGUAAAAAUUGUGAAAAAAGAUUUUAUUAUCUUUUGCAAUGGUACCAAUUUUAAAUGAAUUUAUGCUUUCUGCUGACAAAAUACUAUGUACAGAUAUUUUUCAAAAGCAAGUUGUGUUAUAUAAAAGAAUCAGAGAAUUUAAUGUAUUUAGCGUUAUAAUUUCUAUAUUUCAAAAUUGCUUCAAGAGAAUAUAUGUAGAUAGAUAGUACUUAAAAAGUAUAGAUAUAGUUGCAAAUUUCAUUCCAUUACAUAAAUCAAGUGAUUAAAUUUUGUACUGAGAAAAUGUUACAUUAUUAUUAUUACUACUAUUAAUAUUUGAAAGUAGAACAAAUUUCUCAUGAUCUCUCAUAAAACAAAAAUUCAAUUACUUCUCUGUCAUUUAGGCCCAAAAAAUAAUUUUUGUGUUGGUCACGUUUUUGAAAAAUCCAAAAAAUGGGUAGGUUGGUAGGAAAACUUUUUUUUUUUAUUAUUAUUAUUAUUACUAUUAAUAGGAUAAUAUAUGAAAGAAGAACAAAUUUCUCAUGAUCUCUCAUUUAGGUCGGUAGGAAAAUGUGUUCACGCUUAAAAGUGUAAAAUACACAAAUAAUACAACAUUUUUGAAUUUGAAUCGCGUACAAUUUUGAAUUUGAAUUGCGUACCAUGCAGCAGAAUAGGCUAGACCGUGGCCCUUAUCCUAGGCCAAUGCUAUUACCGCCUUAUUACUCAUUAAAAUAAUUGUUUGUUGUAGUAAAAAAAAAUAAAUAAAAUGCUGACCCUGAAUUUCAUAAAAUUUGGGUCGGUUGGGCAUGGCCAACACAAUAAUUUUUUUUGUCUUUAUUUUACUACUUUUUCGGAUACCCUCCGAUAAUUUUCACAGUGGCUUUGAAUUUUGGCAAAAAUGGAAUCAGAAAUAAUUUGUAUUUACCAAAUUAGGCAAUCUGGCAUUCAUCAAACUAACAUGCAUCUCUAUUCUGCUAACCAAUUGUAGAUUUACCUACAGGUUCAGGGGCAGAUCCUGAAUAUUUCGAAUGAGGGGGGCACCCAUUUUGUAUAGGCCUAGAUGCAAUGUAUAUACUGUAUAUAGACAAAUUUAUAGGCCUAUGUAUCCAAUAAUAGUUUGAUUUGUUGUGUAUAUGUAUAUGCUGUUACAUAAUAUUGCAAUAUUUAGUAUUUGUAUAACCAACAUUUAAUUUAGUCAUAUACUACAUGUAAGCGUAGAUGUAACAGAUAAGUAUCUAAUAUGUGAGGAUUCGUGUUCCAGAUUAUGUUGUUAUCAAAUGUUGUAACAUUUUAUAUAUCCCUCUCUAAUUCCGCUCCUGUGCCCUCUAGUAUCAGUAUUACAUAAACUUUACAAUCAUAUGCUUAAAGGAGAAAUAGCAGACUCUUGAGAGUCACCAAAUUGUUUUAUUUUUAAGAAAAAAGUUCGAUUGUAUUAGAGGUUCAAUUGAACAAAUUGUUUCACUUGAGCAAUCGAUAAAACUCAAUAUAUCAGUGCACUUUGUAUUUAUAUAUUUAUAGAGUACCACAGUCGUGUCAUCACAACGCCAGGUGGCGCUCUCUGUUGUCAACAGACGUUGGUUACCGACCAUUACACCUGAAUGACUUCAUAGGCUUUCUGGA